AUGCGAAAGCAAAAAACAGAUGGGCAGCUGAAGAGCGGCGACAAAUCACUACUGAGAACGUGCCAGGUUUGUUCUCAUGCAAAGCUCCGUUGCGACAGGACCCAGAACUCUGGUUUCUGCGACCGUUGUCUCCGGCUGAACAAAACGUGCAUCUUCCCUCCUGCACGGCGAGGAACUGCUCCGGCGCAGCGGGUAAAUCGGAUCAAUCAACUCGAGGCCAAAAUAGCCAAGCUUGAUAAUAUCCUGGCUUCGCAACAGGUGGAAAGCGGAGGCUCCGAGGCAUCGCCCGUCAGCGGUCGUGAUGUUUCGAGGUCGUCCUCUGCGGCAGCUGGCGAGACAGCAGAUGAGGCUUCACGGAUCCAGCAUGCCAACGGGGUCUCGCUCGAUCCUUUUCAGCUGGGCUUGCUCUCCAUCGAAACCGGGGAGCUCCUACUCGAUCGAUUCCGACGGUCAUUAUCGCCGUACUUCCCUUUUGUGGUCAUACCACAAUCAGCGAAAGUAGCCGACUUGCACCGAGAGAAGCCAAUUGUGUGCCUCGCAGUUCUGUUCGCAGCUUCCAUUGACGACAGGGCGUUGCAGGCGCGCAUCGCACGGCUGUUUGAGCAGAUGCUGGCCACGGCACUGCUGCAAGGCAGUAUUUCAACCCUCGAAAACCUGCAGGGUCUGUUGAUUUACAUUUCUUGGGCUCAAUAUCAGCCUCGUCCGCGCAAGCACACUCAGAAUAUGUUUCUGGCUAUGAGUAUAAUAUACGACCUGAGAUUUCAUAAGCCUAGGUACCUAUCAACAAGGGUAUUGGCCCAUGACCCGGGUGCAGCGACUGGUGUUUUGAGAGCAGAUGAGAUUGUCGAUUUGCUGCGUAUGAUUGAGGACAUAGAAAGUUUGGUCAAAGGCACUACUCAUUUCCAGCUGGAAGACAACUUACUUGCCAGGAUCGAAAAUCUGCAACGUCAGUUACGAUCUCUCAAGGAAGCCUUGCCGCCCAAUUUGGCAUCCUCUCCUCUCUUGAAGUUACAGAUUCAUGCCGCGGAGCUAUUGCUAGGAGAGUUGGCUCUGCCGGGGUCUCCAGUCGGCCUCUCACUAGAUCCUUCUACCAGCCUGGCCGAAAGCAUUUCUGCGGUGAAGUCCCUGAUGGAAAUCUUCCUCUCUGCCGAGCCAGGUCAGGAAACGUGUUUCACCAAUGUGGCCUGGAUAAUGUUCGGCUACGGCCUUUCUCUAGGAGUGAGACUGGAUAUACUAUGCACCACCUGUGGUAUAAGCGCCACAAGAGCAACUGAGCUUCGGGGCUCCUUGGGUAUGCCCCAGAUCCUAAAAGGAGUGGUUGAGCGUCUGCGCACAUCCGUGCCACAAAACAUAGAUACGGACGCCGAGGCCCACCCUUUCUGUCCAUUUCUGUCCCGGGCUGAAGCAGUGGAGUCCUGGUACGUGAGACACGGCCCACCUGCGCCGCCCGAAUGCGCCCCAGUCGUAAACCAGCCUUGUCCUCAGACACUCGUCAGGACCCAGCAGGAUGAUCAUCGGCGUAACGCGCUUUCAAGCCAUCCACAUCCUGAUAUGGAUGUUGAGGGGUUCUUUGGAACGACAAAUAAUCAGGACAGCGAUUUUGCAUUUGAUCCUGAGAUGCUGGCAUUUGAAGGACUAGACUUUGCGGAUAUGGAUUUCGCUAUGGAUCAUCAGGAGGCUUGGAACCCGUUCGUCUUUCCUGAUGGCGCAUACUAG
This is a messenger RNA of Diaporthe amygdali, 1716 nucleotides long. RefSeq lists its product as uncharacterized. Lineage: Eukaryota; Fungi; Ascomycota; Sordariomycetes; Diaporthales; Diaporthaceae. The coding region runs from base 1 to 1716 and encodes 571 amino acids. The transcript has 5 exons. The record is from RefSeq and is a predicted model, not a curated record. Gene Ontology annotation, cellular component: nucleus. Gene Ontology annotation, molecular function: DNA-binding transcription factor activity, RNA polymerase II-specific; zinc ion binding; transcription cis-regulatory region binding. Gene Ontology annotation, biological process: regulation of DNA-templated transcription.